This is a messenger RNA of Actinia tenebrosa (Australian red waratah sea anemone), 1080 nucleotides long. Its product is annotated as muscle-specific protein 20. Gene Ontology annotation, cellular component: actin cytoskeleton. The record is from RefSeq and is a predicted model, not a curated record. Gene Ontology annotation, molecular function: actin filament binding. Gene Ontology annotation, biological process: actin filament organization. Lineage: Eukaryota; Metazoa; Cnidaria; Anthozoa; Actiniaria; Actiniidae.
CGAGUGUCGACGGGAUAUAUAUAUAUAUAUUUUCAUCCUUGCGUGCUGAUUCAUUCUUCAAUUGAACCUUACCAUCUUCACCACAAGCUUUGUUUCUUGGUACUAUUAGAUCAUUUUAUCAUGGCUUCUCGUCCAAAGGGUUUCGGCAUGACUGCAGAAUUGCAGAGAAAGAAAGAUGCUAAGUAUGAUCCAGAGUUAGAAAGACAGGCUAUUGAUUGGAUUGAAGCUGUUUUGGGUGAGAAAGCAUUGGGUGGUGCCUCAGGUCAAGAUGGAGUACAUGCAGCCUUGAAAGAUGGUAUUAUACUCUGCAGAGUUGCAAAUGCCCUUGGUGGAAGUAUUAAAUUCAAUCAAAGCAAGAUGGCCUUUAAAAUGAUGGAAAACAUUGGAAAGUUUCUUGAUUUUGCUGAUAAACUUGGAGUGCCUAAAUCAGAUAUGUUCCAGACAGUUGAUCUGUACGAGAAACAAAAUAUGCCUGGUGUCAUCAAUGGAAUUCAUGCUUUGGGAAGAAAGGCCCACAGCACAGGUAAGACCCCACAUCCACUUGGACCCAAGGAAGCAUCUGCAAACAAACGAGAAUUCACUGAAGAGCAACUUAAGUCUGGACAAAAUGUCAUCGGUCUUCAGAUGGGUACGAACAAGGGAGCUAGCCAAGCUGGAGAUCAUUUUGGGCGUCCAAGGCAGGUUGCAGGGGCCAACGUUUACAAAUAAACACAUCAGAGAAUAUAAAAAAUUCUCCUGCAGCAAGUAUGAAGAGUCAAGCUUGCCUUUAGAUUAACUGAUUCGUCUGUUUUAUUACGUUUUGAUAAAAAUGAGGUGAUUAAGCUUAACAUCAAUUAUAUACAAAAUAUAAGUCAUUAUGACUUAUGGAUUUUUUAUUUGACAUGUGACUAGACAUUUUAUGAAAUAUUUUUCUGUACCCUGCAUAUGUAAACAAUUUUUUCGCCAAUAAAUAUUGUAGCUGUGGUCUAUAAUAUCGGGGUUUUUUGCUAGUGUGAAAACAAUACUGAUGUGCACUCUGAUUGGCUAAGGCUAUGCUGCAGCGACAUUCUAUCAAUAAAUUUGUAAGUUCUGACAAUGUAA